Molecule: messenger RNA, 309 nt
Organism: Protomyces lactucae-debilis
Lineage: Eukaryota; Fungi; Ascomycota; Taphrinomycetes; Taphrinales; Protomycetaceae
Product: RlpA-like double-psi beta-barrel-protein domain-containing protein-containing protein
Exons: 1
Source: RefSeq, a predicted model, not a curated record
ACCUUCAGUGGUGAAGCGACAUACUACAACUUGGGACUGACUGCAUGUGGUCAGACCUAUACAGACAGCGACAUGGUAGCUGCCAUCUCCUUCCCACUGUUCAACCGCGACUCACCUGCAAACCCGAACCUUGCACCGAGCUGCGGCAAGAAGAUCAAGGUGAUGCGUGGAGGCAAGAGUGUUGUUGUGCAGAUCCGGGAUAAGUGCGAGGCGUGCAAGGAGUAUGAUGUGGACCUGUCGCCUGCUGCGUUCAACCAGCUGGGUGUGGAGCAGGAGGGCCGGUUCCCUAUUACGUGGCAGUACCUGUAG